GAGGUUAACACGCAUAACUUCAAAUCGAGGCACAUCGCAGAGAAUCACCGCGUGUCUCAUCAAAAGACAAAAUGAAUUCUGCAUCCUGCAAGGAUCAUGCAAUAUGCGGCGCCAUCAAAAUGAUUCUCGCCGUGGCUUCCUGCCCGAACGCUGUGUGUCCAGGCUCAUGUCUGGACGAUUUUGCGACUCAGGAAUGCCGAGACCAUCCAAACUGGAAGCCGUUCAUCAAGAAACUCUAUGCGGAUAUCCAAGCAUUCUUGGAAGCCAUUGCAUCCGUUUCUGAUGUUGGACCACGAUCAGAGGACGAGCGACAGAGGUCUACAGUAUUGGGGAGCUUAGACGGAUCGGGAUGUUAUCGACCGAGAAGUUCUGUUGGAGUGUCGAGCAAUGAACUUGAAUCUCCAAAUGUGGAAAACUUUUCUAUCAACACUAGGAAGCAGCUGCGGUCACAUUGUUUGGUCGGAUCAGUUCCGGCAGAGAGCAGCGGUGCGACAAUAGAAGAUCAACAGUCGCGAGGACCUGGCAUUGAGAAUGUUCCACGGUUUCUUGAUGAUGACAUUAGAACACAUCGUACCAAAACGGGCCUCAUUUCCGAAUGUGAAGGGUCAAAGAGGAUUUAUCGCAGCCAGACUCCUCGUUCUACCUGUUCUUUCGAGCCAACAUCAUAUGUCGAAAGGAGACAGGAAGACAGACAUGACAUGGACCAGAACGAAGGAGGGAAUGGUGAGAUCCUCGAGAUAGACGAAGAACAUCAUGGUCUUAGCCAGACCGGGGAGGGCUUUUCGGCACAAAAGCAAGUCGGUUUGAGGACGGACUAUGAGAAUGGGGACAGUGAAGAAGUGGUUGAUAUCUCCGAAAUAGGGAACAUAUCUGAGAAUGGUACAAAUAAUCGCAAUGCCAACAACAAUGUUACUGUUGAGACGCAGGUGGAAGACGAGCGACGAGUAAGGAAGGACAAGCGAGGCCGAGAUGAUGUCCAGACAAACAAUGUGAAAGUUCCCGAAGGACUUUCUGACAGCAGCCGUGCCAGGAUGAAGCAUGUAGUACGGUCAUCUAAUAAGCGCUCGAUUCACACUGUUGGCCCUGAAACGCCCACCAAGAAACCAAGAGGUACUGGUUCUACGUCGACAACUCAACUGCAGUCGGCUGCGAGCGCCACAACAGGAUCACCAACCGACCAAUCCUACUGGGAAGAGUGGGACAUGAAAAGAGAGCCGCAUACGUCUCACGUAGCUCAUACGACAGGAACAAUCAAAGCGAUUCGCCUGUGGGACCGAUUUUGUCGACGACCAGGGCUGUCAUUUGCGAAUAGUGCAUAUCCACAGGGUGUCAGUCCACACCGUGUAAACAUCCUUGUGACAAUGGUUUUGGCCGUCGGCAACAGUCAUGGAUUCGGCGCUCUGAAACGAGCUAUGGUCGCUGUACAACAAGGCGGAGCCCCGUCGACGGCUGAUGUCUUUAGCAAUGAGCCUCAAAGGCUGGUCAGGACCCUAACGGCCAUCGAUACAGCCGGUGAAAUGUACGGCUACAUGCGAAGAUUCGCACUGGCUAGGUUGGCGAAAUUGUAUCGCAGCACAACAGCAAAUGCGGGUCGGCUCGUGACCAACGAUGAAGACGCAUGGAUUUCAAGACGAAGGCCCCCUACAAAGGUCGACAAGGCUAAGGCGUAUUGCUCAAUGAUCGAACACAUCUGGGACACGGCUUUCCCUGAUCACUACAAAGGCCAGGCCAUGACCAAGAGUGGUCUGAUAGACUCGAAUGCUCCGGAUGCGGCUCGGUGGAAUCAAUGUAAACGAAAACUGUCCAAACAGAUCGAAGCCGGCCAGCGCUGGCUUUCAUG
Exophiala oligosperma is the source of this 1840-nucleotide messenger RNA. RefSeq lists its product as uncharacterized. The annotation marks the transcript as partial. NCBI's taxonomy places the organism in Eukaryota, Fungi, Ascomycota, Eurotiomycetes, Chaetothyriales, Herpotrichiellaceae. The record is from RefSeq and is a predicted model, not a curated record. The transcript has a single exon.